Brassica napus (rape) is the source of this 1229-nucleotide messenger RNA. Its product is annotated as diacylglycerol O-acyltransferase 2. Gene Ontology annotation, molecular function: diacylglycerol O-acyltransferase activity. Gene Ontology annotation, biological process: triglyceride biosynthetic process. Lineage: Eukaryota; Viridiplantae; Streptophyta; Magnoliopsida; Brassicales; Brassicaceae. Bases 149 to 1108 code for a protein of 319 amino acids. The record is from RefSeq and is a predicted model, not a curated record. The transcript has 9 exons. Gene Ontology annotation, cellular component: endoplasmic reticulum membrane.
AAGAUUUGGUUGGUUGGAUGGUUGGGCUCUCUCCCAACUCCCAAGAGAGAGAGAGAGAAGAGAGAUCUCUCUAGGAGGAUCUCUAUACAUCUGUUCGUUGGUCUGUGAGAAGCGGACAAACCAAAGAAAAGAAAGAACAAGAGGUGACAUGGGUGGAUUCAGAGAGUUCGGUGGUGAUGAGCAUUCCUCCUCCUCCUCAAACCUAUUCCACUCCGUGACGGCCAUAGUCAUCUGGCUUGGCUCCGUCCACUUGAACGUCGCUAUCGUUAUCUCUUCCCUCAUUUUCCUUCCCCCUUCUCUCUCCCUCCUGGUAUUGGGUCUGCUCUUUCUCUUAAUCUUCAUCCCCAUCGAUGAUCGUAGCAAAUACGGUCGAAUGCUCGCUAGGUACAUAUGUAAACACGCGUGUAGUUAUUUCCCCGUUACUCUCCAUGUCGAGGAUUACGAAGCUUUCCAGCCUACUCGUGCCUAUGUUUUUGGUUAUGAACCACAUUCGGUGUGGCCUAUUGGAGCUGUUGCACUUGCUGAUCUUACGGGGUUCAUGCCUCUUCCUAACAUCAAAGUUCUUGCUAGUACUGCUGUUUUCUACACACCCUUUCUGAGGCAAAUAUGGACGUGGUUAGGGCUCGCCCCUGCUUCUAGGAAGAAUUUCGCUUCCUAUUUGGACUCUGGCUAUAGUUGUAUCCUCGUACCUGGUGGUGUCCAGGAGACAUUUCACAUGAAACAUGAUGUUGAGAACUUAUUCCUUUCAUCGAGAAGGGGGUUUGUGCGCAUCGCCAUGGAGCAUGGGACACCUCUGGUUCCAGUUUUCUGCUUUGGUCAGUCACGAGUGUACAAGUGGUGGAAGCCGGAUUGGAACCUUUACCUUAAAUUAUCAAGAGCCAUCAAGUUUACUCCCAUCUGUUUCUGGGGUGUUUUUGGAUCCCCAAUACCAUUUCGACACCCUCUGCAUGUAGUGGUUGGGAAACCAAUAGAAGUUAGAAAAACUCUGCAGCCAACUGAUGAAGAGAUUGCCAAGGUACAUGGACAGUUUGUGGAAGCGCUUAAGGAUCUCUUUGAGAGGCACAAGGCCAGAGCAGGCUUCUCUGAUCUGCAGUUGAAUAUUCUUUGAAUCAACUUGUCAAAAAUGGUUUUGUGUAAUAUCCUGAAUCAUUUGUCGUUAACUUGGAGGUGGCUUUGGAUUUACCUAUACUUUUGUAUCAACUUUGGAUUAUAAAGAUCCAUUUACUCUA